This is a messenger RNA of Dendrobium catenatum, 977 nucleotides long. Its product is annotated as mavicyanin. Gene Ontology annotation, molecular function: electron transfer activity. The record is from RefSeq and is a predicted model, not a curated record. Lineage: Eukaryota; Viridiplantae; Streptophyta; Magnoliopsida; Asparagales; Orchidaceae. The coding region runs from base 213 to 800 and encodes 195 amino acids. The transcript is spliced from 2 exons. Gene Ontology annotation, cellular component: plasma membrane.
UAGUUCUAACAUGGCAUGUGCAUUUAUUUCCUCUUUUAGCAACUUAACAGCUGCUUUUUUAUUAAACUUUUUUUUUGGGGAAAAGCUUUUUUAUUAAACAAACCAUAAAAAUUAAAUUCCACUCUGUACUUUGCAUAGCCGACUGCAGUCAUAUACUAACCUUGCCCCCGUCUUCUCUGUUCAGACCCUUAUCCAAAAUAGACAAGCUACAAAUGCCUGCCUUUCUCGCCGGGGAUUAUCGCCGCCGGCGACUGUUAACGGCUGCGAUCACUCUACUUGUCACAUUCAAGUCCGUCAUCUCCUUCCAAUACAAAGUCGGCGACCUCGAUUCCUGGGGCGUACCCCCUCCCUCCCUCCCCAACCUCUACGCCUCCUGGGUUCUCAAUCAUCACUUUCACAUCAACGAUUCUCUCUAUUUCCUCUACCCGCCGAGUCAGGAUUCGGUGGUUCAGGUCACGGAGAAGGCCUUCAAUGUCUGCAUAGUGACGGACCCGAUCUUGAAGAUGGAGGAUGGGAACUCGAUUUUUAAGUUCACCUCACCGGGAACGUUCUAUUUCACCAGCGGCGUUGCCGACCAUUGUGAGAAGCGACAGAAGCUGCAGAUCGCGGUUCCGGACGCAAAUGGGGCAUUCUUCCAGCCAGCCGGUGCUCCGGCAGCGGCGGCGGCUGGUGGACCGGCGGCGUACCCGCUGGUGUUUGGCCCGAUGCCGGAGGGGGGUUCUUCCGCGUCGCCGCGGUUGCGCGGCGCAGUCGGUGGUGGACUUGCGGUGGCUAUUGCUACUCUCUGCUGGUUAUUUUGAAUGGCGUGAUCGUGAUGGUAGGGUAGAUCUGGAUCUAAUCGGCAUAUUUCUGCUUUUUUUUAUUUUGUUGGGGGAGAUCGGAAACCAAUGGGGGGCUAUUUUGAUAUAAAUACAAUUUUAAAUUAUUUCCCUUAGUUUGUUUUUUAAUCAUGUGGAGUUCUCUUGAAGAGGUAUUUA